AGAUCUAGCUCUGCACAUGUAUUAAUUUAAAAUAAGUCUACACGUACGUACACGUACACACAGAGCAAGCUAGCUAGACUAGACUCUGUGAAUUAAAAUCUAGGCAUGGCCACCUCAAAUCCUGACUUCUCUGAGCCUAUUCACUACAGUAAGCUGAGGAAAGGAUGGCAUGCCUCCCCUAAGGAGUAUGAUUACUGGGUACCAGAGGUUGACAUUGAAGGCUCCAUUCCCAGAGAUCUGGAAGGCACACUGUUUAGAAACGGACCAGGAUUGCUUGAAGUGUACGGCAGUGAACUGAAACAUCCGAUUGAUGGUGAUGGCAUGGUAGUCGCACUGUCAUUUGUGGACGGGAGGGUCCACCUACGCACUCGGUUCGUGGCCACCAAAGAGAGACUGGAGGAGCAGAAAGAAAGAAAGCUUCUCUAUCGGGGACAAAUGGGCACCAACCCUCACAGCGCCAUCAGAGACACAGCUGUACUCCUCAAGAGCUUCUUGACUCUCUCUUGGCCCACCUUGCGUUACCGCAACCCGUCCAACACCAAUGUAUUCUACUGGGGUGGAAAGGUUUUGACUGUGUAUGAGACCAAGUAUCCUCACUGUCUGGACCCUCACACACUGGAGACACUCGGAGUGGAAACACUGAAUGGAACACUCAAACUCAGAGCCUUGGCUGCACACUUCAGGCUGGACAUGAUCAACAAUCGAUUGGUCUGUUUCGGGUUAACUCCUGGAGUGGGGAGUCGCGAACCCUCUCUGGCCAUCUAUGAGUAUGAUGACAAGUGGAACCUUGUGCAGCAUCAGUUGCACCACAUUGAUGGUCUCAACUAUGCCCACGACUUUCUCCUUCUUCGAGAUUACUACGUGUUUCACAUGACACCAUUUGCUGAUAUGACCCUUACUGCUGCUCUGAAGGUGUUUACUGGGCUAAGCUCUCCCGGAGAGCUGAUGAAGUACCACUCUCACCUCCCAUCACGAUUUGUGGUCAUUCCCAGGCACAAGAAAGCUCCGUACCAGGAGGUCAAGCUACUCGACACUGAGCCUUUCCAUAUAUUCCAUUUUGGGAAUGCUCAACAAACUGAUUUGGACACAAUUUCCUUCAAUGCUGUAUGCUUGGGUCCAAAGUUCAACAUGAGUUUUGACAAGAAGAUAUGGCUGGGCAACUCAUCGGUUACCCCUGGCAACAUGUGCAAAUUCACCCUUCAUCUCGACAGAGACAAGUGCGAUCAAUCCCUGAAACCUUCUGACCCCGCUAACGUUGAAUUCCCCACCGUCCACCCAUACAGGCAUGGGUUGUCCACCUCAAGGUACUCGUACCUGAUGUCUAGUGACCGGGAGGGGUACAAGAUGCCCUACAGGGAUGUCGUCAAGCAUGACCUGAAGGGUGAGAGUCGCCAGGUGUGGUACUCUCACGGAUGCGUGGGAGAGCCUGUUUUCGUCCCUCGAUUGGGCUGGGCCUCCAUUAACCAAGGAGAUGAUGACGAUGGCUAUGUGCUGGUCAUGCUCUAUAUCCCUGACAAGCAUGUUAGUGAGUUUGCUGUCCUCGAUGCCAAGCAUGUGGAUCGAGGCCCUCUAGCUAGGAUCAAACUCAAGCACCAUAUUCCCUAUGGCUUUCAUGGAACUUUCACUCCUCACGUCUUUAUCAAAAAUGACAGUGUACCCAAGCCAGCUGCUAAGCUGUAGAAAAACUGAACUUUAUUGUUGUAAAUUACAGUACCAACAUGUUUGUAAGUUUUAUAUUAUGUCACACGUUUUUGUCAUUGAGGAUACCUUCAUUUUUUGAAAAUUUAA
Halichondria panicea is the source of this 1788-nucleotide messenger RNA. Its product is annotated as apocarotenoid-15,15'-oxygenase-like. Gene Ontology annotation, molecular function: carotenoid dioxygenase activity. The transcript is spliced from 7 exons. The record is from RefSeq and is a predicted model, not a curated record. The coding region runs from base 106 to 1680 and encodes 524 amino acids. Lineage: Eukaryota; Metazoa; Porifera; Demospongiae; Suberitida; Halichondriidae. Gene Ontology annotation, biological process: carotene catabolic process.